AUGUAUUCGCUGAUAUCGAAAUCAGGGUUUUCCGCUUUGGAUCGCUGGGUGGAGAAGAGGAAUCAACGAAAAAUCCAGGAAAGAGCUGCGAAAGAAAAGCGUGACGAGCAAAGUCAAGUCUGCCUUUCUAUUUCUUCUUUAUCCGCUUUGAGAUAUAGUUGCCUUCCUUGGCAAGGGAUUUUUCACCCAGUCACUGUAGUUAGGAAAAAGAAGCUAGUGAACGUGGACCUCCCUCCUCUUUUCCAGGCGGGACAGAGAGAUAGCGAAGUAGGAGAUGGUAUGGGUUUGAAUAUCGACUUGGUGAGCUACCGUCCUUCUCUCAAUCGUUUGUCUCCGGACUCCGGAGGGUUCACGCCAAGCUUCAUCAAUCGCCACGAACAAUCGCUUUCAAGCAAUUUUUCUAUCUCGACUGGCCAGUAUAGCAGAUUAGGAUUUCAUCACCUUCUCUUUCUUUUGUCAAGCAAGGGUGGUCGUAGAUCAGGAGCGGUUAAGCAAAUCCGUACGCAAAUAGGGACAAGUUAA
Molecule: messenger RNA, 522 nt
Organism: Striga asiatica
Lineage: Eukaryota; Viridiplantae; Streptophyta; Magnoliopsida; Lamiales; Orobanchaceae
Source: the annotation of a GenBank genome assembly